CCGAUUUCUCGUUAGCUCGAAUGGAAAUGUCCGUCUCUGUCUGAUUUUUUUUUAUUUGUUGUCUGAGAGAAUGAGGUGCUGCUCAUCAGGAAGUAUCCAGCGGGCGAAACUUUUAAACGUAUUUAAGAUUUCGGCCCCCGGCCACGUCUUGCUGGGCUCUGUGCGACAAAGAACAGGCCAACGCAGACGCGAACUUCAGCGGAUUUACAAUGAGAAUUUAUUCAAGGGCCAGUAUGUACCCGGUUAGAUUAACCACGGAAGAUGGACGGAGACAGCUCGACCACCGACGCCUCCCAGCUGGGCAUCACUGGAGAGUACAUGACCCCUAGCCACUACGUUCUCCAGUCUCAAGAUGACGAUGGAGAAGAGAGUAUGAACGAUCAUGACGACGGUGGCAUUAAGGAGAACUACAGGGAGCAGGACAUCUAUCUUCCUAUCGCCAACGUGGCUCGCAUCAUGAAGAAUGCCGUUCCUCAGACUGGAAAGAUUGCGAAAGACGCCAAAGAGUGCGUGCAGGAGUGCGUGAGCGAGUUCAUCAGCUUCAUCACAUCUGAGGCAAGUGAGCGCUGCCACCAGGAGAAGAGGAAGACCAUCAACGGGGAGGACAUCCUCUUCGCCAUGUCCACGCUGGGCUUCGACAUGUACGUGGAUCCGCUGAAGCUUUACCUGCAGAAGUUCAGAGAGGCAAUGAAGGGGGAGAAGGGGAUUCCUGGAGUGUCAGUGGGGGAAGGUCUGGGUGAGGACCUUUCAGACGAGAGCUUUGUAAAUCCACUGCCAACUGGGAUUAUCACAGCAGAUGGCCAGCAGCAGAACGUCAUGGUGUACACCACCUCAUAUCAACAGAUUCCCACUGUACAGCAAAUCCAGUUUUCUUGACAAGGCCUUACUCUGAGCCCGAACACAGCGGCUCCCUGUGGGGCCCACGCUCGCCAGAUGACCUCUGACCCCGUCACAGGGUAAAGGUUGUCAGACGGACGGGGGAGGGAAACCCUCAUGUACAGAAAAAUCACUACCUGUUCAGUAGAAAGUGUAGUUUCUAGUUGUGAGGUACCAAAUGCUUCCAAAGCAGUUGGGAAAUUUGAGGCUUUAUUUUAAAGGCUAGUCUUCUUACAUGAUUUAGUGGUGGAAUUCUGUUUGUGUUAAUGUGUUUGCUUUUGUGCUUUUAUGUUUUGUUUGUUUUGUUUUUGUUUUUUUCUUCCAGGGCAGGGGUUGGGAUGGAGGGGGAAUAAUGGAAACUUUUGAAUUGCAUUUGAAUUUUUAUUUUUGACAAACCAUUCUCUGGUUUAAUCAAGAAGAACCACAUCCUCAUUAUUACAUCAGAUCAUGCAACUCUUUUGUAAGUUCACACAGUUACCAUGUGCUUUAAUGUUAUGGAAAUCCUUUGAAUAAAAAUUCAAAAGUGA
Molecule: messenger RNA, 1403 nt
Organism: Mugil cephalus (flathead mullet)
Lineage: Eukaryota; Metazoa; Chordata; Actinopteri; Mugiliformes; Mugilidae
Gene: nfyba
Product: nuclear transcription factor Y, beta a
Exons: 6
Coding region: 262-876 (204 amino acids)
Biological process (GO): regulation of transcription by RNA polymerase II
Cellular component (GO): nucleus; CCAAT-binding factor complex
Molecular function (GO): protein heterodimerization activity; DNA-binding transcription activator activity, RNA polymerase II-specific; RNA polymerase II cis-regulatory region sequence-specific DNA binding
Source: RefSeq, a predicted model, not a curated record